AUGGGUGACAGCCACUACCUCUUCAUCCAUUGCCUGUGGAGCCACAGUAGCGGUCUGGGCGUGGCUGGGCGCCUUGGCCCCAUGACGACGGCAGAGCGCGCCAAGCCAUGCGCAUGCGCCCGAUGCCGAGCCCGACCGCGAGGCUCCCGGAAGUUCCCAGAGCCGGAAGCUGCCUGCGGCUCGGCUUCUCUAGCUCCUGCCUGGGGGUGUGCAGCUCAAGGCUUUCGGCCUUGCGUAGGUGUGGGAAAGGGCCCUCGGGAGGGAGGGGCCGGUAGACCUCUUGGGGAGCAGCCGCCAGAGGCCAGUAAUGGCGUCGGGUGUGCGAACCAAGCAGAGUUGGGUGGGACGCCCGAGGAGGCCUCCUGGACCGGGGUUGAAGCUGUGCAGUCGCUGGAGGCCCUUCAGUUAGAGAUGGAGCCCGUGAACAACCAAGCCAGGACGGCCUUUGCUUGUUUGAGGCAGAACCUGGUGCAGAGACGUAGGACUCUUCUCGGUCACCGAAGGUCCAUCAUCCAGGGCAUCCCUGGCUUCUGGGCCAAAGCCAUUGUGAACCACCCCGAGAUGUUGGCCAUGAUCAGCGAUGAAGAUGAAGACUUGCUUAGCUACGUGAUCGACUUGGAGGUGGAGGAAAUCAGGCAUCCCAUUCACUGCUGCAAGAUCAUGAUGUUCUUUCGGGACAACCCGUACUUCCGGAAUAAAGUGAUUAUUAAGGAAUAUCUCAUUAAUGUCACCGGAUAUACGGCAUCUCAUUCCACUCCAGUUCAGUGGUAUCAGGAUUAUGAACAUGAGGCUUAUAGCCGCAGGCACCACAACAGCAGUGUUAACUUCUUCUUCAACUGGUUUUCUGACCACAACUUUGCAGGAUCUAACAGGAUCGCUGAGAUCAUCUGUGAAGACCUAUGGCUCAAUCCCCUGCGGUACCACAUGAGGAUGCAGGUGCCUGGACAGGGAACCGAGAGGGCA
Cynocephalus volans (Philippine flying lemur) is the source of this 963-nucleotide messenger RNA. Its product is annotated as testis-specific Y-encoded protein 3-like. Lineage: Eukaryota; Metazoa; Chordata; Mammalia; Dermoptera; Cynocephalidae. Gene Ontology annotation, molecular function: chromatin binding; histone binding. The annotation marks the transcript as partial. Gene Ontology annotation, biological process: nucleosome assembly. The record is from RefSeq and is a predicted model, not a curated record. Gene Ontology annotation, cellular component: nucleus; chromatin. The transcript has 7 exons.